Penicillium argentinense is the source of this 633-nucleotide messenger RNA. RefSeq names its product 5-formyltetrahydrofolate cyclo-ligase. Bases 1 to 633 code for a protein of 210 amino acids. The record is from RefSeq and is a predicted model, not a curated record. Gene Ontology annotation, molecular function: 5-formyltetrahydrofolate cyclo-ligase activity. The transcript has 3 exons. Gene Ontology annotation, biological process: folic acid-containing compound biosynthetic process; tetrahydrofolate interconversion. Gene Ontology annotation, cellular component: mitochondrion. Lineage: Eukaryota; Fungi; Ascomycota; Eurotiomycetes; Eurotiales; Aspergillaceae.
AUGGCGUUUCAGCUGGCCAAGCGUGACUUGCGCAAGCGGAUGCGUGGGGUCUUCGAGGGCCUUUCGUCAGCUGCAAUCGUUCAGCAAUCUGUCGUCGCCACGAACAAGUUCCUGUCGCUGGCCGAAUACCAGAACGCGAAGAGCAUCGCCGUCUACUUGUCGAUGCCGACGGGCGAGCUGUCUACGCGGAGUAUCGUCCAGGAUGCUUUGCAAAGCGGGAAAUGCGUAUACAUUCCGUACAUUCACAAGCCUGACAAGGUCUCAGUGAUGGACAUGCUCGCUCUCGAAUCGAUGGCCGAGUUCGAGUCGCUACAGCCGGAUAAAUGGGGGAUUCCGUCUCUUCAACCUACACAGAUUCCUGGUCGUCGAAACUGCUUCGAGGCCAGUGGAUUGGAUCUCAUCGUCAUGCCGGGUAUGGCGUUUGACGAGGGAUUUCGCAGGUUGGGCCAUGGUAAAGGGUAUUACGAUCAUUUUCUGACACGAUAUGGUAAAUGGAGUGAGAAAAUGCCAUUUCUCGUCGCCCUAUCCCUCCAUGAACAGUUGCUUGCCGAGGAGAUCCCCGUGGUGGAGCAUGACUGGGUGAUUGAUGCGAUCGUAGUAGGUGACGGAAGGUAUUUGGUUCGCCGGACGUAA